This is a messenger RNA of Alternaria rosae, 657 nucleotides long. Its product is annotated as Mss4-like protein. The record is from RefSeq and is a predicted model, not a curated record. Lineage: Eukaryota; Fungi; Ascomycota; Dothideomycetes; Pleosporales; Pleosporaceae. The transcript has 2 exons. Gene Ontology annotation, molecular function: carbon-sulfur lyase activity. Bases 138 to 572 code for a protein of 144 amino acids.
AUUAGAUCUCAAUAAAGAACCUCUCUAACAACAACAUCACCUGCUGUACCCAAGUACACACUAAACAGACCCUUAUUUUUCCAUUAUCCCACACCAAACUUCCGAAGGCAAGCCUUCCGCAAGUACUACAGCACAUCAUGUCCGAUACUGGAAAUUCCAACUCUGGUCCUCCUGGCGCGCCGCCAGCCGACGCUCCAACCGAAACCUACGAUGCAUCAUGCCACUGCGGCGCAUUCAAGUACUCCGUCACUGCAUCUCCUCCGCUCGAUGAUCCCAACGCGGUCCUGGUGGAGUGCAACUGCAGUAUCUGCGUAUCCAACGGUUACCUUCUCGUCUACGUGCCCAACGAGCGUAUCGUUUUCUCAAACGGUGGCAUCGAGCAAUUCAAGUCUUACUCUUUCGGAACUAAGAGAAUGGGCCACUACUUCUGCGGUACCUGCGGUGCAUCGUGCAUGAUCCGCUCGAAGGACCCUGAUUUCUUCACCGGUAUGACGUGCGUUAAUGCACGAAUGCUGCGGGGUGUUGAGCUUGAGAAAUUGAAGCGCAAGUCUGUCGACGGAAAGAGCUUCUGAGAGCUUGCAGUGGGGUUGUUGGCGCAGAUGGCGUUGGAAGUGCAUGGUGUCAGUCGGGAGAAGGGCGAAUGAAAACUGGGGUUGG